This is a messenger RNA of Mytilinidion resinicola, 1238 nucleotides long. Its product is annotated as electron transfer flavo protein-like protein subunit alpha. Gene Ontology annotation, cellular component: mitochondrion. The coding region runs from base 120 to 1169 and encodes 349 amino acids. NCBI's taxonomy places the organism in Eukaryota, Fungi, Ascomycota, Dothideomycetes, Mytilinidiales, Mytilinidiaceae. The transcript is spliced from 3 exons. Gene Ontology annotation, molecular function: electron transfer activity; flavin adenine dinucleotide binding. The record is from RefSeq and is a predicted model, not a curated record.
CCGGCGAUAUCAUCAUUCACCAUUCCAAGGUUCACUCUUGCAUACACCACCAUUGCUCCAAUCGGCCCUCUUUCUCUCUCUUCUUUCUCCUCAACCUCUCCUGUAAUACCCUCUCCACCAUGUUCUCGGUUGCGAGGCAGUCCGUCCUCCGCCAAGCGCGAUCCCACCUCAGACGCUCCCAGCCUACCGUGUUACCGCAAUUCUCCGCCGUCGCACGCCUACUAUCCACACUCGCACUGCUCGAACAGAGGGAAGGAAAGCUCAAUGUCUCGUCGCUGGCCGCCGUGACAGCCGGCCAGAAGCUGGGGGGGUCAGUGACUGGUUUCAUUGCGGGGAGUGGGGUAAAGGCAGUGGCCGAGGAGGCGGCGAAGGUGCAGGGCAUUGAGAAGGUCAUAUACGUGGAGAAUGACGCGUACGAUAAGGGACUACCAGAGAGCUUCGCACCACUACUCGUAGAAAACAUAAAGAAGGGCGGCUUUACACACGUUCUCACAGGCCACUCGGCGUUUGGGAAGAACCUCAUGCCUCGAGUAGCAGCACUGCUGGACUCUCAGCAGAUCUCAGACAUCACGGCCAUCGAGAGCGAGGACACCUUCGUACGGCCCAUUUACGCUGGCAAUGCUAUCCUCACUGUUCAAUCGUCCGACGGCGUCAAAGUCAUCACUGUCCGAGGGACUGCAUUCCAACCAGGCGAAUUGACGGGCGGCUUAGCAGAAGUGGUCGAGGGCGUGGAUCCCAAGGCCGAAAAUCCCACCGAGUGGAUAUCAGAGGACCUUGCCAAGUCAGACCGACCAGACCUUGGGACCGCUACCAAAGUCGUGUCUGGAGGGCGAGGCUUGAAGUCGAAGGAAGAGUUCGACAGGAUUAUGCUACCAUUGGCCGACGCGCUGGGCGCAGCUGUAGGAGCCUCUCGAGCAGCAGUCGACAGUGGAUACGCAGACAACAGCCUACAAGUUGGGCAGACUGGAAAGAACGUGGCACCGCAGCUCUACCUGUGCGCAGGUAUCUCAGGCGCUAUCCAGCAUCUGGCGGGAAUGAAGGACAGCAAAGUCAUUGCGGCGAUUAACAAGGACGCGGAGGCGCCCAUAUUCCAGGUAGCCGAUGUCGGCCUCGUGGGAGAUCUAUUCGAGAGGGUGCCUGAACUGACAGAGAAGCUUAAGGCGCAAUAGAAAGGACGAGAUUAUAUUCCCUGUAUAUAGUAACAAAACUCUUGUCAAUCGUCUGCACCCUAGUCCUAC